Lodderomyces orthopsilosis Co 90-125 is the source of this 3072-nucleotide messenger RNA. RefSeq lists its product as uncharacterized. Gene Ontology annotation, biological process: DNA-templated transcription; positive regulation of transcription by RNA polymerase II. Lineage: Eukaryota; Fungi; Ascomycota; Pichiomycetes; Serinales; Debaryomycetaceae. The record is from RefSeq and is a predicted model, not a curated record. The transcript has a single exon. Gene Ontology annotation, molecular function: DNA-binding transcription factor activity, RNA polymerase II-specific; zinc ion binding; DNA binding. Gene Ontology annotation, cellular component: nucleus. The coding region runs from base 1 to 3072 and encodes 1023 amino acids.
AUGUCUGAAAAAGGAAUUCGCAAAAGAAAUAAACCAACGUUUGUUUGUACAAACUGCAGGCGAAGGAAAAUCAGGUGUGAUAGAAAAACACCAUGCUCAUCGUGUGUCAAGUUGAACAUUGGAUACACUUGUGUUUAUGAUACGUCAUGGAAGGCAGGGGUUGCUGAUCUUAACACGACUAAUGCAGGACCUCAACGAUUAUCAAUCACGAUUCAAGAAAUGGAAGAAAUGGAAUAUUUGAGAGCUAGAGUUAACGAACUAGAGAACGUUCUUUUACAACACGAGCAGAAAGCCGAAGAAACCAUCCCUGAAAAUACCAAUAAGCCUUACUUACGAAUUCAGUCAAUUGCACCUCCGGAGACAUCUGUGUCUGCAAAUCCAGUUGUGAAUCCUGAUGAUACAUUAAACUUCUACACUGGAUACACUCCUUUGUAUACAAAAAGCAACAUUCGAAGAGUAAACUUUGGGCCGCUAUCUUGGGUCUCCUUGCUGAAGCGAGACCCUGUAUUGUGUCUAUCUUGGAGGGAAAUCAGUAAUGGAGGCUCCUUCCCCUCUAUCAAUUUAACACAAUUGCCAUUAACACCAGAAAACAUUGCAAUCUUGAACACCUAUAUGACUACUUCAGAAGGAACCUCUUCAAACAUGGAUGAAUUCUUUCGGCGCAAGUAUUUGGAAGUUGAAGGUUACGAGGAAACAGUGCCUUAUAAUUCUCUGGCAAGAAUAGGCAUGAAAGCGUUAGAAAAAGAUUACCUGGGUGGUAAGAAUCGCGAAGGCUCCCCAAAUAAGCCUACUGAUUUCAGGAUGUCAUUUACCCUGAUCAGUCUUGCCAGAACAAUUUUUGAGGGUAAGAUUAAUCCCGAACUACAAUUGAUUCAGAAAAUAAAAGCAAUCCUACCCAACAGAAAAGUAUUUUGGAAUCUUAUCGAUUUAUUUUUCGAUAAUGUGUAUCCUUUUUUCCCAUUCAUUGAUGAAGACUCGUUUAAAAAAGAUUUGCAAAGAAUAUUUGGAAAGGUAGAUUAUGAGGAUAAACAAUUCUCUAAAGUAAACGUUUGCAAAAAGUUGGAUUUGGCGAUAGUUGCCCUUUGCUUCAUUUGUUUGAGGAUGACAUACUUGUCACUAUACUCAAAUCGUGAUGCUGUUAAUCGAAGGGUUAUCGAAUCGCCGGAAAUGACUACCACCAAAUUCCUUUUCCAAAAUCCCAUUAACUCUUCAAGCAUAGAUGUGGCAAACUCUUGCAUUCAAUGUUUUCAAUUCACUAGGAAGUCCAAUCUCAUUGUUUUUCAAGCAAUCUUGUUAAUGAGAUUUUACAGAGAGAUAGCACCUGAAGAGAGUGAGGGUAUUGAUGGAGGUGAUUCACAAGUUGGAACAGCUUUAAUCAUACAAAUGGCGUAUUCACUUGGCUUGAACCGCGAGCCUGAUUUAUUGGAUGUUUGCAAUGACGAAAAGACAAAUCAUUUGGGUCGUAAAAUCUGGGCGGCGUUAAUUGCGGCUGACUUUGAGCAUUGCUUGGCAAUUGGCAAUCCAAUAAGCAUCCAUUCAAAAAACUACGACGUGACCAGACCAUUUUUGACGGGUGGGAAUAGUAAUACCAAAGACGUUGAUAUGGAGGCAGCAGUUGUGGAAAUCUUUAGUUUGAUGGAUCCUGAAAGGCAACUACUAAGACGGUUGCUUGGCUAUGUUUUGGAUAUGAGAGAUGGCGUUGAAAUGAAUAUGAUCACCAAUGACCUCCACGUUCUUGAAAUGGUGAUGGACACACAGUACAAUGUGUUGCAAAAACACCGCUUGAAAGAUGAAAUAUUCAAUUCCAAACACACUAAGCCACGAGUACGGAAGUUUUUGUAUUCCGAGAAGGCUCGGAAGUUUUUGGAAACAAAAGUUGCUAUCACGUCGUUUUACUAUCAUAUUUAUUUGCAUUAUGAGAAGAAGAUGGAUACAGAACUUUCGUUCUUUUAUUUGACCAAAAUGUUGCUAAUAGCGACCAAUGAUGUUAUGCCUUAUAUCGAGGACAUAGUGAAUGGUUUUUUGAGCUCGGUGGGGUUGUUUUUGAAUCCAGUAGUGCAACUUGCCUUACUCAAAUCAAAUCAAAUUUUAUUUUCAUCCUUUGCUCGUGUCAAUGCUAUAAUAUAUCAAGCGGAAAAAUCAAGAAACCAUAGUAACAAAUGGACCAAUGAUGAAAGUUAUCGCAGUCACUUUACAAAGUUGAAAGGAUUAUCAGAGGAUCUCAACCACACAAUAAAGUUGAAAACCCAGUUGCUUCAAAGGAUGGCUCUGCGAUACUACUGUGCGUGGAGGAUUUCAAAAUCUCAAGUUACUUUUCUAAAUGUGUUGACAGGGAACGAAUUUUACGAUAAACACUACCAACAAUUGAAAAGAAUAAAGGGAUUUCAAUUCACGUCCGCACAGUUGGAUACAUUUGCUUCCGUAAUUGGUGAAUUGAAAAUGGUAUUGUUGAAAACCUUAAAUUUCGAGGAUGUAGAAGACUUGAGCACGCCAGAUUUGGCAGAAGACAAACUGAAUGAUGUGCAAGACCUCAAUUUUGAGCAACAACCCGCAGAUACAAAUCAAAGUCGGGACAGGGAACCCAGUGAACCCAGUGUACCUCUUAGAACUGGGUUGACUCCACUUACAUAUUUGAAUGAGGAGGUACCAGCUGAACUACUCAACGAAAAUUUCAAUUACAUUGAUCAUAUGUGGUUGCUGCAUGCGGCAAUGAAACAAGAUACGAGUCAGUCGUUUGAGAACAAUUUGAUAUCAACAUUAUUCCCCAAUGAAGAUUUGAGAAGUAUGACUACUAGCUCAGCAACAGGUCCAUAUAAUGAAUUUAGUGUCGGCAGUUCUUCUGCUCAACCAGGUGAAAGUUUGGGGUUGACACCGCAGACUGAGCUUCCCAUUCAACUGCUGCUGCUGCUGCUGCGAGAAGACCAAAUUCACGUUCUGUCAAACAUAGGGAGGCAAGCACGGGGUCAAGGGCAGUUACCACUUCCUUCGCUAUUUAAAAACAAUAAUGAACAAGAGGGCAUCGAUCAGGUGCUUGAAGAUGAGGCCAAGUUCCCCUAUCAUUCAUUUUCAUGA